Molecule: messenger RNA, 1327 nt
Organism: Dicentrarchus labrax (European seabass)
Lineage: Eukaryota; Metazoa; Chordata; Actinopteri; Moronidae
Gene: spryd4
Product: SPRY domain containing 4
Exons: 2
Coding region: 178-855 (225 amino acids)
Molecular function (GO): protein binding
Source: RefSeq, a predicted model, not a curated record
GAGAGGCUGUGCUGUCCGUACUGCUGUCCGUGCUGCUGUCCGUGCUGCUGGCUGGAGGUGUGUCGGUUGUGGGUGUUCCUCUCCAGGCCUGCAGGGGGCGGUGCUGGUGGUGGUGGUGGAUUACCAUGAGAGGAAGAAAGAGCCAAACCAUGUGAGCAACACCAGCAGUGGAAAAACAUGGCGAUGCCCGUUAGUGCAGCUCGUCUCUGUCUCUGCCUGGCGGGACGGACCGCCACCUCCCUGGCAGCCGGACCCAGGCGGGCUGUCAGCCUGCCAGCGAGGAGAUGCUACAUAUCCACCUCGACCGGGAACCAUCUUCAGUUCAGGCUUGAUGAGCGAACAGCUCACAGCAGUCUGGACCUCUUCAAGAAAGACACUGGCGUCAUCUACCGCAUGCUGGGUCUGGACCCCAGCCACCUGCAGGACAACCCUAAUCGCUUCCGAGACUGGGCCGUCGUGUUCGGCGAUGAGAAGAUCGGCAGCGGGCGGCACUACUGGGAGGUGACGGUCAAAAAGUCUCAAGAGUUUCGUCUGGGUGUGGCCGAGGCACUGAUGUCCCGAGAGGACUGCGUGGGCACCAACAGCUCCUCCUGGGUGUUCGGCUACGCUCAGCGCAAGUGGUUCGCCAUGACCAGCAAUAAGAUAGUUCCUGUGACGCUGGUGGGGAAGCCGGACCGCGUAGGCAUCCUGCUUGACUACGACGCUGGCCUUCUGGGGCUGGUGGACGUUGAACACCACACGAUCAUUCACACCAUCAGGGUCCAGUUCAAGGCUCCCCUCUGCCCUGCGUUUGGACUUUGGGACGGGGAGCUGCUCACACACUCUGGUCUGGAGGAGCCCGAAGGCCUGAAGUGAAGCGGGAGGAACCGCGGUGGGGAUGAUUGUGACUGCUGUGAAGGGCCACAGGCUUUGGGUUUGGUACCGUGGCAACAUUUAUUACCAGGAAAGAAAGCAAUAUCUCUGUGCAAAUCAAAUCAGUUGCAUGUGAUGGUUAAUUCUGGUCCAACUGGUUCAUAGUCAUGACUCUUAACAAUGCAAGUUCAUACUUUGUGUAUGUUGUCCAGCCUCAGGCAGCCAUACCACAGACACUGUAUAUAUAUAUAUCUGUGUGUGUGUGUGUGUGUGUGUGUGUACCUCAUGUAUUACCUCUCAGACUGAAGACAGAAUGGAUGUGAAAAGGAUGCGUGGUUGUUUUUUGAGGGGAACAUUAACUGCCAAGUUGUCAGUUUACACUGUCUUCUGUCAUUACCCACACAGCUGAAAUCAACACAAAGCCUUUUUUUCAUGUUCAUACUGUAUAUUGUUUAAUAAAAUAACUUCACUGAAA